Alternaria alternata is the source of this 2176-nucleotide messenger RNA. RefSeq names its product MFS general substrate transporter. The coding region runs from base 370 to 1971 and encodes 533 amino acids. NCBI's taxonomy places the organism in Eukaryota, Fungi, Ascomycota, Dothideomycetes, Pleosporales, Pleosporaceae. The record is from RefSeq and is a predicted model, not a curated record. The transcript has 3 exons. Gene Ontology annotation, biological process: transmembrane transport. Gene Ontology annotation, molecular function: transmembrane transporter activity.
GCGAAAAAGACAAAACUAGAUGUUUGCAGUACACAAAACGAGCAACGCGUUAGAAGAGGAUCCGGCAUACCAAAUCAGGUUCGCAACAUCUCAUAGCGGGUGGUAUCGUAUCUAUCUAAACGGGUAAUCUUCCGGUGAUAUCAGAGUCUCAACGCGUGCGCAGCGCACAGUCUCGAGCGGUGGAGACAGCCUACAGGAUAUUCUACCUCCUAAAAGGCCCGUAAGCAACCCGGUUUUUGGAACUAUGGAGCGGAGACACGAGGUUUUCCUUCCCGCUCGGCAGUACUAAAUGGAAGAUAGGCGCCGCUCAAAAUGUAGGAAUAUUUCUUAUUUUAUCUGAUCAUCUCUUGCUUGCAGUGACCAGGGACGAUGGAUGCACGGUCCCCCUCUGAGCGUCGCCAUGACAUCUCAGCAGACAACGGUGGGCGGGAGCCUUCUGUGUCCGAGAAAAAGGCUGGAGAUGUGGUCGUAGCAUCGAGUGAAGCAUCGACCGGUGAGCGUGAUGGCAGUGAUCGGAGCUCAGCGAUCCCGCUGAAGAUGAAGCUCAUUGCUAUUCUCUUGGUUACCGCAACUGGAUUUGGUUCACACUGGAGUAGUGGUGUCACAGGCGCGAUGAAAAGUACUGUAAAGAAGGAACUGCAUAUCAACAACGCUCAGUAUUCUGUGCUGGAAGCCAGCGAGGACUUUAUGAAAACAGCUCUAAUCCUCGUGAGCGGUCUUGUCACCGAUAGGAUUGGUGGUGCAAGCGCCAUGCUCUGGGGCAAUGCCAUUUACAGUAUAGGUGCGAUCUUUAUUGCAGCCGCCACCACCGUCCGAUCGUACAAAUUCAUGAUAUUCGGGUCGAUCGUCCAGGCAUUCGGAGACAUCGCCACGCAAGUGGCACAGUACAAAGUGUUCAGCUCCUGGUUCGCGCCAUCCAACGGCUUCGCAUCGACUCUUGGCUUUGAACUCGGUAUUGGCAAGAUCGGAUCUUUCGUUGGCAAGGCUACAGCAAACGUCAUCGCGAAAAACACAGGUGACUUUAGCUGGGUGUACUGGGUCGCUGUUUUCAUGAACCUCUUCACUAACGUGACGACUCUCCUUUACUGGAUUUUCACGCGAUGGUGCGGCAAGAAGUACACCGGUACAGCUGACCCCGCGACCGGCGAGAAACUCACGGAAAGCAACAAGAAGUUUGAGUUUGGAAAGGUCUUCCGGCUUCCCUGGACCUUCUGGAGUAUCGUCGCUUUCUCACUUUUCCAAACCAGUACCGCAUCCGUCUUCGCUCAGAAUGCAACGGAGUUCGCUGAGCAGCGCUUCGACAUGGAUGCCGUCAAGGCAGGGUGGUACUCCUCACUGGCGCAGUAUCUAGGAUUCUUCCUUGUUCCGAUUAUCGGCGUCUUCGUAGACGUUCUAGGCAACCGUAUCACCCUUAUGCUUGUCUGUGGGCUGGGCAUGUUGCUAUCAAUGUGCCUGGCGACAUGGGGCCCAACGUUCUCUGGUACGGCAGCUUCGUUUGGUAUAUACGGUGUCGCAUCUAUGUUUGGCCCGACCGUCAUCAUCGACUCAAUUCGCACUUCCAUGUGGUACCAAGAAGUCUUUGGUUCUGGAUACGCCGUCAAGAUUGCAGUCAACAACGCCAUGUCUAUCAUCAUCCGUAUCAUCACGGGAGUCAUCCAGGAUCGUGACGACAACUCUUACGACAAUGUCGUUGUUGUGUAUGUCGUUCUUUCCGCGUGUUCGGUUGUGGUAGCAGCGAGCAUGUUCGUCGGCUGCUUUUGGACAAGUGACCUUGCACAACUCCAGUGGACUAGGCGCCAACGUAUCACGAAGGGCGAGGUCAUCAACGUGCGGAGAGAGGAGUUUAAGUCGGGAACUUCUGGCCAGAGAAACAGGAAGAUCAGCAUGGCUUUGUUCAUUGCACUGUUGUUCUUGGUGGUGGGUUCCUGGGCGGCGUACUUCUGGGGUGUUGCGACUGGAAAUAACACCUGAGGCAUUAAAAGCUUACCCUACUCAAUCAUGUAUUUCUACAUAAUGUUGAACCCUUCUAGGGAACUCAAAUAGAGCAGCACGUUUUGUAUAUCUCAGUUCAGGCCGUUGGGGCGCGAUCAUCUAGUUCACAUGCUGUGAUUGUGAGGGGAGGGGGUGGUGAGUAACUCCAGUGCAUGUUCUGGUGCCACCCAUAACACUGAAGCAG